AUGCCUCCCAAGUUUGAUCCCAAUGAGGUCAAGGUGAUCACCCUCCGAGCCACUGGUGGAGAGGUCGGUGCCUCGUCCGCGCUCGCCCCCAAGAUCGGUCCCCUGGGUCUGUCGCCCAAGAAGGUCGGAGAAGACAUCGCGAAGGCAACUGGCGACUGGAAAGGUCUCCGGGUCACCGUCAAGUUGACCAUCCAAAACCGUCAAGCCGCCGUUUCGGUCGUUCCCAGCGCGUCUACUCUGGUCAUCAAGGCCCUGAAGGAGCCGCCGCGUGACCGCAAGAAGGAGAAGAACAUCAAGCACACCAAGAGCAUCCCUCUCGACGACAUCAUCGAUAUUGCCCGAACGAUGCGGUUCAAGUCUUUCUCCAAGUCCUUGGCUGGCUGUGUGAAGGAGAUUCUGGGAACGUGCUGCAGUGUAGGCUGCCAGGUUGAUGGAAAGAGUCCAAAGAUCGUCACCGAGGAGAUUGACAGCGGCGAGACCCAAAUUCCCGACGAGUAA
Messenger RNA from Anthostomella pinea, 498 nucleotides. NCBI's taxonomy places the organism in Eukaryota, Fungi, Ascomycota, Sordariomycetes, Xylariales, Xylariaceae. The record is from the annotation of a GenBank genome assembly.